Messenger RNA from Micropterus dolomieu (smallmouth bass), 3424 nucleotides. RefSeq names its product dnaJ homolog subfamily C member 11-like. The transcript is spliced from 16 exons. Bases 40 to 1722 code for a protein of 560 amino acids. The record is from RefSeq and is a predicted model, not a curated record. Gene Ontology annotation, biological process: cristae formation. Lineage: Eukaryota; Metazoa; Chordata; Actinopteri; Centrarchiformes; Centrarchidae.
AGCACUGAAGGAGUGGGCGGGAGCGUGCCAAACGCAAACAUGGCGGCGUCCUUAGAUGAUGAUUUUGAGUUUAAUAAUCAGGACUACUACUCUCUACUCAACGUCAGGAAAGAGGCUACAUUGGAAGAGUUAAAGGCAUCAUAUCGGAGGCUGUGUAUGCUCUACCAUCCUGACAAACAUCGAGACCCAGAGCUGAAAAGCCAGGCCGAACAGCUCUUCAACCAGGUGCACCAGGCAUAUGAAGUGCUGAGUGAUGCUCACUCCAGAGCCAUCUAUGACAUCUUUGGGAAGAAAGGGCUGGAGGUGGAAGGCUGGGAGGUGGUGGAGAGGAAGAGAACUCCAGCAGAAAUCCGAGAGGAAUACGAAAGGCUGCAGAGAGAAAGAGAAGAGAGGAGACUGCAGCAAAGAACUAACCCCAAGGGAACCAUCAGCGUGGGUGUGGAUGCAACAGACUUGUUUGACCGCUAUGAUGAGGACUUUGAAGAGAUGCCGGGAGGAGGGUUUCCUCAUAUUGAAAUCAACAAGAUGCACAUUUCCCAGUCCAUAGAGGCUCCGUUGACGAACUCUGACACAGCAGUGCUCUCCGGUUCGCUAUCUACACACAAUGGGAAUGGAGGGGGCAACAUUAACAUGACUGUACGAAGGGUUACGUCAGCCAAAGGCUGGGGAGAGGUGGAAUUUGGUGCAGGAGACAUACUUGGACCUCUAAUUGGGUUAAAGGUGUUUCGCAACCUCACUCAACGGUGUUUCUUGACAGCCCAGUGCGGCUUGCAGUUCUCCCCUCGAGGUUUGCGGCCAAGCUGUUCUCUGAUGACGGCACGCCACCUGGAUCAGAACACCAUGGGUUAUCUGCAGUGGCGCUGGGGACCCAACAGCGCCAUGACCACCAGCCUGGUCCGAGACACAAAGAGCAGCCACUUUACUCUAGCUCUGCAGCUGGGUGUGCCUCACUCCUACCUGAUGAUGAGCUACCAGUACAAGUUCCAGGAUGAGGACCAGACCAAAGUUAAAGGCUCUGUGAAGACGGGCUGGUUUGGUACUGUGGUGGAAUACGGAGCAGAGAGGAAGAUCAGCCGACACAGUGUCCUGUCAGCCACUGUCAGCAUCGGGGUCCCUCAGGGAGUCACGCUCAAAAUCAAGUUGGCACGUGCCAGUCAAACGUACCUGUUUCCAGUCCACCUAACAGAUCAGCUUCUACCCAGUGCGGUCUUCUAUGCCACCGUGGGACCCCUUCUGGUCUACAUGGUCGUCCACAGACUGAUUAUCAUCCCAUAUACGCAAGCACAGAAAGAGCAAGAGCUGGAGCUGCAGAGGAAGAGCUCAGCCACAGACAUCGCCAAGAAGAAGCAGGAGGCAGAGUCUGCCGUUCUGCUGAUGCAGGAGUCUGUGAGGAGAAUCAUAGAAGCGGAAGAAUCCAAGAUGGGCCUGAUCAUCCUGAAUGCCUGGUAUGGAAAGUUUGUGUCGGACACCAGCCAGAAGCAGGAGAAAGCAAAGGUCAUCGACGUCACUGUGCCUCUGCAGUGCCUGGUCAAGGACUCCAAACUCAUCCUCACCGAGUCCUCUAAGGCCGGGUUGCCGGGAUUCUACGACCCCUGUGUAGGAGAGGAGAAGAGUCUCAAAUUACUGUACCAAUUCAGAGGCGUCAUGCACCAAGUUAUCUCUGCAGACGCCGAGUCGCUAAGGAUACCCAAGCAAUCUCACAGAAUUGAUUCUGAGUCCUAGGAGCCCACCACCGUUGGGAGCACAAGAGGGCAAAUGCAGAUAAAAACAGACUUUGUGUACACAAAAGAACGAAUGGAGGAGACACAUCAACAAUUAGUCUGUUUCUCUCCCUCUGGUCCUCUCCUGUCAUGAUAUUAGUGAGUCUGUUCAUCGAGUUCCUCCACUCCUCCCUUUCCUGUGGGCCGACAGAAUACAGGAGUCGGCUCAGUUUCUACAAGGCUGUUACCCUUUGUGUCUCUUAGUCUGCUACAGCUGACAGGGCUGCUCAAAUUAUCUGCCUGCUGCAAGAGAUCAGACAUUGGCCCUGAAAAUAGUUUUAUAUAUGCACUACUACAGAGGAACAUGGUGAAAGUGCACAGAUAAAUUUAAACAUGUUUCUUGGCAUGUGUUAAGUCAAAUAUAUACAAAUGAGCUGUGUUGUAGUUUUAUCACAUAUCACUGUAGUCUUCAGUGUGUGUGUGUGUGUGUGUGUGUGUGUGUCACCCUGGUAGUUUGAAUCGAAUAAUGUCAUAACAUACCAGUCAUGUCACCAACUCGUGCAAAUAUUUAGUAUCACUGCAGGAUCGUGUCUCAGUGACUCUGAGGCAGGCCAGGACUAAGGAGUGAUUGUGUUACUUGUGUUUUUGUUGAAAUUUCUCAUCCUUAUUUAUUAUGCCUUUUAGUGACAUGUCUGCUGCUCAUGAGGGUGCCAGUCAGCAGGGGUAAAAUGGUACUGAAACUUACAUCUGUGACGGGGGGCGAUAUGCGAUAGGCCGAUAGAGAUGCCCUUUGAUGGUCCCGAUCCAACCAGUGAGACAGGCUUGAAGUCUUCAUACAGAUUUUUUAAUAUCUCAGGCUAGACUGCAAUUUAAAGGCAGAAAUUCCACUUAGACUUGAGUUAAUUGAUUAUAUCUGUGCAGUUGCAGCCAAAACAGAAUUUCUUAGUAUGAUUUUUAAUACACUGAAGGUUAUAGUUUGUAUUUUACUAAGAUUUUAUGGCUGGGUUGCGACCAGUUGGUCAACUCUUAAAGUCAUAGAAGUACAGUAAAUUUUUAAUAUCAAAUGCACAUUACAACUGUGAACCCAACAUUUAAUCAAGACUUUAUUCUAUGUUCUAAACUGUUUGUGUCAGUAGUUGUUAAAGUGGAUUUCCACUGGAACCACAAAGGGAAACGUGAAAGAGCCAGAGUUAGUAAGUUACUCCUCAUUUUGUUGGGGGAUCCCUGAAAACACUAUUAAACUGUAGCAUACAAAUGGCAUUUUAUUAAAUACAAAAGUAAUAUUUUGCACGCAAGUCAUUUACAAGACAUAUUAGAGGCUUGUCAUGAAAGUGGUGCUGAAGCCUGUAACUGAAGCUGUACGCUUUUACUGAACUCCAGAGUUUGCAUUGAAGAAGUGCUGACCAGUCAGGUUGGCUUUAUAUACACGGUGCCCUACUUUGAUUCAUUUUAAGUUUUCCAUUGUUGUGAUAGGCCUGUCUUGCUUUGGGGUCACUAUUACAGCAGCCAUUUUGCACUGAUCAUGUUUGUAGAAUUUGUCUUACCUUUUUUUUGUUUUACAAGUGUUCUGUAAAGUAUUUUGACAGGUCAGCUGGUCACCUCUGCUCUAGUGCCACCAUGAGGCCGGCACAAAGACUGCUAAUCCCGUCAUAGUAUGUAAAUGUACUGCUUCGGUUGAGGAGCCUGUGUUCCCUGUAAAGACUACAAUAAAUAUGAACAGAUCA